AUGUCCGGUGCAAAUGGCAACAAGUCGGCUCCGCGCCCGCCAUCCUUUUCCUCCUCCUCCGGCUCUUCAUCUAUCCCAUCUCACUCCCUACCACCACAUCCGUCGACAACCAACUCGCAACGUCAGCAAAGCCCAGCAUCACACGCAGCCGCAUCCACCCUUGCCGCUCUUGCAUCUAGUCCACCUGCCAGCUCUAUACCCCCUCUACCACCAUCACAGCAGCGAAACCCAUCUGCAUCCACUUCAACUUCUUCCGUCGGCGUCCGCUCCAACACAGCAUCCAUGUUGGAUCAGAGCUUAUACUCCAACGCUUCCUCAUCAGCAUCCAAAUCUUCAGCGAACAAUGCAGGCCGGUCACCCUCCGGUUCACCCCUGAAGAAAGAAGUCGAUCUAAGCACAAAAUCUUCCGCCUCUCCCUCAACCUCUUCGACUCCAGCCAGGAAGCCCUCUUAUUCGGCAGGCACACCGGCUUCGACUGGAGGUGGAAGCGCAGCCAAGGGCGGAGGUGGUUCAGGCAAGAGAAAGAAAGCGAGUCGCGCAUGUUUGCACUGUCAAAAAGCUCAUUUGACCUGCAACGACUCUCGGCCUUGUCAAAGGUGUGUUAAGAAGGGUCUGGCUGAUUCUUGUACGGAUGGACAUCGGAAGAAGGCGAAAUACUUGCUGGAUGAUGAUGAAUUGGAGGAGUUGAAAAGGCAGAAGGAGGCAAAGAAGGCGGCUAAGCAGGCGCAGAAGGCGAAGAAUGCCCAGCAGCAACAGCAGCAACAGCAGCAGCAGCAGCAGCAGCAGGAUUCAGCAGUAUCGCAAGCAACAGCUUCAUCAUCCCAGAAGCAAGCAAUGGCAGUAAGCAGCAUCCUCGAUCAGGUCGCCGCAAAUAGUGUUCCUACCCCCUCGUCUUCCGGUCAUGGUCCUUCGCCGCAUCAGCACGACUAUCUUUCCAGUAACACAUUCGACUCCUCCUCCACGAAUGAUCUUGCACCGUCUGGUAAUGGCGGGAACAGCGGAGCAGGAGGAGCACCGUUCGAUCUUUCGUUCGACCCAUCAACGCACAACUUUGGAAGUGAAGCAACGAGUCUAGAGUAUUCCAUCCUUUCGUCGAUGCUCAACGGGACAGAUCUGCAAUUGUUGGGUCCAUCGGGUGCAAGUCCUGAUUUCCAGACUAGCCCGGCGGUGGGUGUGAUGGAUGGAUGGAACAUCGCCAGUGGUGGACUGGAUGCGAUUUUAAAUAUGGACAUGCAACAGCAGCAGCAAGGAGUUCCGCGGACGGGUGGGUUGGAUACUGCUGCAGCAACGUAUAGCGAUACUGCGGGGAUGGGCCCGUAUGCGGAUGCAGGAGGGGCAGGGACCACAGGGUUGACGGAUAUGACUGGCGCUGGGGAGUUUGGGGAUUUGGAAGUGCCCAGUCCUAAACCGGCUAUGAUGGAAGAAUCGACGCUGCUUGCUGACGAGCAGGGACAGAAGCAGCAGCAAUCGAGUGUCAGCAAUCACAACUCUGGUGGAGGGAACAAUCAAGUGGAUCUCGGAUCCUCCUCCCAACGCAGCACCUCCAACGAACCGGUCGCAGACAUCAACAAAGCCAUCGCUUCCCGUCGAGUCGCACGUCAACAACAAGACACAAUUUGGCGUGCCCGUAUCGCCAAAACCUACCGCGACAACACCGCCCCUUUUCCUUACCCCGAAGGCUACCACUUCCUCAUCAAAUACGUCACUUCGAAAUUCGAAAAGCAAGACGUCCUACGCAUCGUUCGCGCCCUUGCCAUUUUCCGACCCUCCCUCAUUGCCCUCCAAAUGCCCCUAACCGAAGAAGACGAGAUUUUCGUCGAGCGAUCAUUCCAGCGAACAAUGCUCGAAUUCGAAAAACUGAUCAGCUUCAGUGGAACGCCGACGGUAGUGUGGAGAAGGACGUGCGAGAUCUGCGUAGUCGGGGCAGAGUUUUGCAUGCUUACGCAGUGGAGUAAGGAUCAGCUGGUGGGAAGGAGGAUAUAUGAGUUUAUGGAUAAGGAGAGUACCUUGGAUUAUUGGGAAAAGUUCGCAUUGCAUGCGUUUGAGAAUACAACACAGAGCGUGAUGACCACAUGUACACUGGUGAAGCCGGAUGGGAAACUGGUUCCUUGUGCAUGGAGUUUUACGAUCAAGAGGGAUAUCUUUGACUUGCCGAGUUUGGUUGUUGGGAAUUUUUUACCGAUCUUGUCCUGA
Molecule: messenger RNA, 2193 nt
Organism: Ustilago hordei
Lineage: Eukaryota; Fungi; Basidiomycota; Ustilaginomycetes; Ustilaginales; Ustilaginaceae
Exons: 2
Coding region: 1-2193 (730 amino acids)
Biological process (GO): regulation of DNA-templated transcription; cellular response to starvation
Cellular component (GO): nucleus
Molecular function (GO): zinc ion binding; DNA-binding transcription factor activity, RNA polymerase II-specific; RNA polymerase II transcription regulatory region sequence-specific DNA binding
Source: RefSeq, a predicted model, not a curated record